Molecule: messenger RNA, 1932 nt
Organism: Sebastes umbrosus (honeycomb rockfish)
Lineage: Eukaryota; Metazoa; Chordata; Actinopteri; Perciformes; Sebastidae
Gene: cdk4
Product: cyclin-dependent kinase 4
Exons: 8
Coding region: 291-1199 (302 amino acids)
Biological process (GO): signal transduction; regulation of gene expression; G1/S transition of mitotic cell cycle
Cellular component (GO): cytoplasm; cyclin-dependent protein kinase holoenzyme complex; nucleus
Molecular function (GO): ATP binding; cyclin binding; cyclin-dependent protein serine/threonine kinase activity
Source: RefSeq, a predicted model, not a curated record
AACCCAAAAAGAGUUGAGGCUGCUGGGACUGAAAACACAGAGAGAGAAGAGAAGAGAGGAGGCCUGAAUCACAACCUGUUGAUUGGUUUGAACACAUCAGAGCUGCUGCUGCUGGAGCUGUAACCCUCCGCCUGCCUGCUGGACACGCGUCUUCUUCCUCUUCUUCUUCUUGAGGACCUAUAUAUAUUUAUAUAUAUAUAUACGUGGCACAUUAGACAGCAUGUCCUCCUCAUAAAGCUUACAGUAAAGCUCACCUGCUGCUGCAGAAAACACACACAGACGAGUCUGUCAUGGCCCACAGCGCCAGUAUGCAGUAUGAGCCAGUGGCAGAGAUCGGAGGAGGCGCUUACGGGACGGUUUUUAAGGCCAGAGAUAUAGAGAGCGGGCAGUUUGUGGCUCUGAAGAGUGUGCGCGUCCAGACAGAUCAAAAUGGCCUUCCGAUCUCCACAGUCAGAGAGGUGGCUCUGUUAAAAAGGCUGGAGCAGUUCGACCACCCCAACGUGGUCAGGCUCAUGGAUGUAUGUGCCACCCAGAGGUCGGACCAGGAGACUAAAGUCACUCUGGUGUUUGAACAUGUGGACCAAGACCUCAAGACGUACCUAGAGAGAGCCCCAGCUGCAGGAUUAUCCCCCGGCCGCGUCAAAGACCUGAUGAGGCAGCUGCUGUGCGGUCUUGCAUUCCUUCACUCGAACCGCGUGAUGCACCGGGACCUGAAACCAGAGAAUAUUCUGGUGACCAGCCAGGGCCAGGUGAAGCUGGCUGACUUCGGACUGGCCAGGAUCUACAGCUGCCACAUGGCCCUCACUCCCGUGGUGGUGACGCUGUGGUACCGACCCCCCGAGGUUCUGCUGCAGACCAGUUACGCCACACCUGUGGACAUCUGGAGCACCGGCUGCAUCUUUGCUGAGAUGUUCAGACGCAAACCUUUGUUCUGCGGAGAAUCAGAAGUGGACCAACUGGGGAAAAUAUUUGAAGUUAUUGGCUUGCCAUCAGAGGACGAGUGGCCGACUGAUAUUACACUCUCAAGAAAACACUUCCCCCCUCUCUUACCUCGCCCAAUCACGGACUUUGUUCCAGAGAUAAAUGAGCUGGGGGUGCAACUAUUGCUGGAAAUGCUGACCUUCGACCCCUUGAAACGAAUAUCUGCCCUGAACGCCCUAGAACAUCCAUAUUUCCAGGACGAGGAGACAUUGACUUGAAACGAUGCAGUGAAGCGAGAGGUAACAGUGUCUAAGUUUAGACCUGGCCUAACCAUAAAGGAUUUCAAUUUCAUUCAGUGCAUUGCCUUUCAAGAUGUCUGGGUUAUGCUUUGGGAUAUUUUCUUGUUACUCCUACAUCAAAAAGGAUUAAAGCCUGAGAAAUGGAAUUAAAAAAAAAAGAAGAGGAGUGAACUUAAGGAUCACUGGCAUGCUUUCCAACGUCACAAUUAAUGAUGUUAACGUGUCGUGUCUUCUAGGACAGUACCAGUGUUUUUGAUGUUUGAUCUGUGUGUCAGUCCCAACUGCAGGGACUGAUGCACAGAAACGUCUGUCAUCUCCUCUGAAAUGGUGUUACUUUUCUACAGUGUUUCGACAGAAGGAAGCGGAGAUGUCGUCUUUUUUCGUUACAGGCUGAACAAAGUCUGUCAGAAGUGACACCUCGGGGUUAGAACAGCCAGCUGUUAGUGAUCUUAUUGUAUUUGUGUUAAUAUUUAUCGUACUAAAGGACCAAUAAGACUAUACGUUUUAUGAAAAUCAUGAAAGAAAAACGCACAAAGAAGACACACAUGAUAAAAAUACUGGUAUUGCCCUUACAUACUGUCAUAAAUUGUUUCUUUUAUUGGAAGACUAAAGGGUUGGACGUCAUUUCAUGUUUAACAUUUUUUGUCCGUUUUCUAAAACCAUCUGAAAUCAACCAGCACUGCUAUAUGAAUAAAAAACAGUUUUAAUCACA